AUGUCUCUGAGCUUUAUGGAUUACGUGGAGAAUUUUCAAGUGAUCCCACUACCCAAAGAGAAGAUUCAACUGAGGAUCGGAGUAAACAGUGGUUCGUGCGUUGCCGGAGUCGUUGGUCUAAGCAUGCCACGUUACUGUCUAUUCGGUGACACCGUUAAUACAGCAUCAAGAAUGGAAAGCAACGGAAAACGUAUGUUUGAUGACUAA
Messenger RNA from Cooperia oncophora, 207 nucleotides. The record is from the annotation of a GenBank genome assembly. Lineage: Eukaryota; Metazoa; Nematoda; Chromadorea; Rhabditida; Trichostrongylidae.